Molecule: messenger RNA, 1197 nt
Organism: Chanos chanos (milkfish)
Lineage: Eukaryota; Metazoa; Chordata; Actinopteri; Gonorynchiformes; Chanidae
Product: LIM/homeobox protein Lhx2-like
Exons: 5
Coding region: 4-1197 (397 amino acids)
Biological process (GO): neuron differentiation; regulation of transcription by RNA polymerase II
Cellular component (GO): nucleus
Molecular function (GO): DNA-binding transcription factor activity, RNA polymerase II-specific; RNA polymerase II transcription regulatory region sequence-specific DNA binding
Source: RefSeq, a predicted model, not a curated record
GCGAUGUUAUUCCACGGCCUCUCCGCCAGCUCGGACAUGCACGGGGUCAUUGACGAGAAGGAUCACAGAGGCACAGGAGUGUCUCGCACCAUCAGCUCGACUAUUGACAUGGGCGAAACCGAAUCUAGUAUGACGCCCGUCAGUAGCGACCGGAUGGCUCUGUGCGCAGGCUGUGGCGGUAAGAUUUCCGACCGGUAUUACCUUCUCGCAGUGGACAAACAGUGGCAUAUGCGCUGCCUGAAGUGCUGUGAAUGCAAACUGAACUUGCAGUCCGAGCUCACGUGUUUCAGUAAGGAUGGAAGCAUCUAUUGCAAAGAGGACUAUUACAGGAGGUUUUCCGUCCAAAGAUGUUCCCGGUGUCACCUCGGCAUCUCCGCCUCAGAAAUGGUGAUGCGCGCCCGGGAUUUGGUGUAUCACUUGAACUGUUUCACCUGUACCAGCUGUAAUAAAAUGCUUACCACCGGCGAUCAUUUCGGAAUGCGGGACAGUUUGGUUUACUGUCGGCUACAUUUUGAGACCAUAAUACACGAGGAAUAUCAGUCACAUUUCAGUCAAACGGACGUUAGCCCUGGAAAAGGACUUGGUGGAACAGUGAACUCUUUGGGACUGCCGUACUAUAAUGGCGUACCCACCGUGCAAAAAGGACGGCCAAGGAAACGAAAAAGCCCCGGUCCAGGCGCGGAGCUGGCGGCUUACAAUGCAGCUCUCAGCUGUGCUGACAAUGAAAGUGAUCCAUUGGACAGGGACACACACUACACCUCCAAUCAGAAGUCCAAACGCAUGCGCACCUCCUUCAAACACCACCAACUUCGUACCAUGAAGUCUUACUUUGCCAUCAACCACAACCCCGAUGCCAAGGAUCUGAAACAGCUGGCUCAGAAAACUGGCUUGACCAAACGCGUCCUGCAAGUCUGGUUCCAGAAUGCAAGGGCCAAGUUCAGACGGAAUCUCCUUCGUCAGGAGAACACAGGCAUUGACAAGGUCUCUGACGGGUCCACUUUGCCCAGUGGGUCACCCUCGGGUCCACUGUCUGAGCUCUCGAAUGCCUCCAUGAGCCCUUCUACAACUCCCAAUGCCCUCACAGACCUAACAAGUACUUCCAUACCAGUGAAGCAGGUACUGACAGCUGUACCUGGAGGCAUGGACCCCCAUGAAAGCCUGAGUCCAUCCCAGACCACACUCACAAGCCUGUUCUGA